UAGUCUUUUGUUUUUUAAGGCAACACUGGAGGAGGCUGUGGUGGUCAAGAGUUGCUUAUCGGAGUAUGAGAGGUUGUCCGGGCAGGUUGUUAACUAUAGAAAAUCCAGCAUUUGUUUCAGUCGCAACACCCCCACUCCGUCAAGAGACUUUUUAUCUCAAUUUUUUGAUGUGGAGCAAGCUUCCGAUUUUGGUAAAUAUCUAGGUCUUCCCCCUUUCAUGUGAAGAAAUAAAGCUAAUGUGUUCUCAUAUAUCCAUGAAAAGAUUCGUGUGCGGAUGAGUGGGUGGUCAAAGAAACUUCUCUCGAAGGCCGGAAAGGAAAUUCUGCUGAAGACAGUUGCACAAGCUAUGCCUCAGUUUGCUAUGAGUGUUUUUUUGUUACCAUCUCAACUUUGUCAGAGUAUUGAAAAACUUAUGAACUCCUUUUGGUGGGGUGGGAAAGGGCAGAAUUCUAAAGGGAUCCAUUGGAUGUCUUGGACAAGGAUGGCAGUACCGAAGAAUUUUGGUGGUUUGGGCUUUAAACAGGUGAGAGCUUUUAAUGUGGCGAUGCUGGGAAAACAGGGGUGGAGGUUUCUCACCCGACCUGAGGCACUUGUCUCUCGCGUUUUUAAAGCAAGGUACUUUCCUACGUCUUCUUUUUUGGAGGCUCAUUUGGGGGCUAAUCCUAGUUCUUGUUGGCGAAGUAUUUUGGAGUCACAAUCACUGCUUUUGGAGGGUAUCCGUCGUAGGGUGGGUAAUGGUCGGGACACUCUGAUAUGGGGUAGUCCUUGGCUUAAUGAUCCUCAACAACCUUGUAUCCUUCCUUACAGAGAGACCACCGUUUAUGCCCAAUCUACCAGUGGAAUUUCUGAUUGAGUCUGGUUCGGGUCAUUGGAAGGAGGAAGUGGUGCGGGAAUGGUUCUUGCCUGUUGAUGUGCAACGCAUUCUUGCACUACCUUUGGGCACCAUUAGUGAUGAUAACUGGUACUGGGAAGGGCCGUCCCGGGGAGCUUAUUCGGUGAAAGAAGGUUAUCGGCGUUCGGUCGGGGAGUUUACGGUCUGUCCGGGUUUUUCAAAGUGGCGUCAACUUUGGCGGGUUUCAGUGGCACCGAAGCUCAAGGUCUGUGUGUGGCGAGCUCUUCGGGACAUUCUUCCGACCAUCUCUUCUCUUAAUUCUAAAGUCAUCGCGGGGGUUUGGGCGAUCUGGAAAGCACGCAAUAAGGCGGUUUGGGAGAGGCAGGUGCCCACGCCUCAGUCCACGGUGUGUUUGAUCCGGAAGCUGUGCAAGGAGGUUGCUUUCGGGUGUGCACUAUUUUCUCCGACGAACUGUUUUCUUGCUGCUAUUAAUGGGGAAUUACUAUGUUCUCCGGACCCUCUUAUGGCGGAGGCUAUGGCGUGUCGUGAAGCUCUAUCAUGGAUCAAGACGCUUGAUAUUCAUAACGUGGAGAUCUUGAUGGAUUGUCAACGUGUGGUUUCAGCAAUUUCAGACACUUCAUUCUCUCUUACUUCUUAUUUUGGUUCAUUAAUUGUUGAAUGUAAGGCCUUGUUGGUCGGUUUUUGCUCUAGUUCUAUCAGUUUUGUUCGUAGAGAGUUAAACGUUGUUGCUCAUUCUCUUGCGAGGAGAGCAGAGGCCCGUCGUUCUGUUUGGGUUUCUACUCCCCCGGAUUUUGUAAUCUCUCUUUUACAAUAAUGAAAUUUCUUUACUUUCAAAAAAAAAAAAAAGAGUUAAAUAGAGAUUACUUUCAAUCCUAUUUGAACUGUGAUUUUAAAACUCCAUAUCUGAAUAGAUUACUUUCAAUUCUACUAAUAUUUGGAAUAUAUAGUAUUAAAAAAAUCAAACUUAAUUUUCCUAUGAUAAAUUGUAAGGAGUAGUAAAGUAUCGAAAGAAUCAAAUUUGUCAUUUAUGCCAAAUUUAUCUAUUACUCCGUACAAUGAAGUUGUCGCAUUAAUUCACAAAAAAUUAAUACACACGACCAUUACUCUCGUGUCAAUAAACACGAUAACUCGGA
Cuscuta campestris is the source of this 1986-nucleotide messenger RNA. The record is from the annotation of a GenBank genome assembly. NCBI's taxonomy places the organism in Eukaryota, Viridiplantae, Streptophyta, Magnoliopsida, Solanales, Convolvulaceae.